Messenger RNA from Mobula hypostoma (lesser devil ray), 1561 nucleotides. Its product is annotated as histone H3.3A. The record is from RefSeq and is a predicted model, not a curated record. Gene Ontology annotation, molecular function: DNA binding; protein heterodimerization activity; structural constituent of chromatin. The transcript is spliced from 4 exons. Lineage: Eukaryota; Metazoa; Chordata; Chondrichthyes; Myliobatiformes; Myliobatidae. Gene Ontology annotation, cellular component: nucleus; nucleosome. Bases 164 to 574 code for a protein of 136 amino acids.
CGCCCACCCGGCGGGGGCGCCGAUUGGUCCGGCCGUGUAGCGAGUGGGUCGCUGGGAGACGGCAGAACGUUGCCAUUGUGUAUGUAGCGAUUGAGGGGGAAACUGUGACAAGGGAGAUCCAGCGGCGAGGGAGGAAGGUGUGUGGUGGUAGUGAAAGUGGAAUAUGGCACGUACCAAGCAGACAGCCCGUAAGUCAACAGGUGGCAAAGCCCCACGUAAACAGCUGGCCACCAAAGCAGCCCGCAAAAGUGCACCGUCCACUGGCGGGGUGAAGAAGCCUCACCGCUACAGGCCAGGCACCGUGGCCUUGCGAGAGAUCCGCCGCUACCAGAAAUCGACCGAGCUGCUGAUCCGCAAGCUGCCCUUCCAGCGCCUGGUGCGCGAAAUCGCCCAGGACUUCAAGACGGACCUGCGCUUCCAGAGCGCGGCGAUCGGUGCCCUCCAGGAAGCUAGCGAGGCCUACUUGGUAGGCCUCUUCGAGGACACCAACCUGUGCGCCAUUCAUGCCAAGCGAGUCACCAUCAUGCCCAAGGACAUCCAGCUGGCCCGUCGUAUCCGCGGCGAGCGGGCCUAAGGCGGCUUCCGGGUGGAAGGAGGCCGGGGGGGGGGCACUACCCUGCUCCCUUUGUUCGGUAGUUCUGUCGACUGUUCUAGAAUUUUCCUCUGAGGAAACUGUCGCUGUUCUAACUCCUUCCUGGGGGAGGGGUGGGUGGGGCUGGGUCUGAGGCAGAAUUAUAUAUAUAUAUUUUUUUUCUUUUUUGUUUCCUUCUUCCUCUCCCUCUCCUUUUCUCUUCUCACUACCCCCCCCCCCCCAAACAGCAGGUGAAUUGAGGCUCGGUGCUUCAGUCAAGUGUGGGACUGCCGCGCCCCACCUGUCCCCGGACCGCGCCCGACUCCCACGCUCCCCAUGCCGUGCGUGCGUCGCGGGGAGCGGGAGUUCGCCUCCCUUCCUGAGUCAGUCGCUUGAGUUCGGGGGGUGGGGGGGUGCGGGGGAGCAUUGCAGAUUUCUACCGGUAGGGUGAGUGGUACAGGAGCCCAGCAUUGCCACACUCAGGGGUUGGGGGGGCGGAAUUCCUUGCCUUUUCCUUGGUUUUGCACCCCCCCCCCGGCGCCAAAAUCCCCCGAGGAGCAACAGGUGGAUUUACCAAACACGUUGGCUUGCCCAUCCAGAACCUGCUGUCCUGCCCUCAGUGUCCAGCUGUGCGUAGACGUCCGUUCAUAUUUUAAGAGAACAUUGCUGGCUGGUGUUAAAACUUUUUUUUAAAAAAAUAAAAAAGUCUAUCUUCUCAUUUUCCUUACCCCCUCGACACCACAAGCAAUAGAAAUGCUUCCUGAUCUCGGCAAUAAAUUCUACGUCAUCCUGCCCCCCCCCCCCCCAACAGUCCCAAAGUCACCCUGGCAUGCUACUACAGGCCCUGCAUUUGGUAAUGGAUUUUAUAUCGCCGUAACGCAAAAAAAAACUAUUUUUCCAUUGACUUCGUGAUAAUGGGGUGGGGGAGGUGAGGAAAAACGACAAUUACAAAGGGUGCUUAACGUUUACCACCGAGCUUCCCGCUGUUUC